AUAAAUACAUUCACUUUUAUUUUUAUUAAAAUAAAACCAUUCAAACUGGGUGUUCGGAUUUAUAUGUCACUUAGUAUACAUAUUUUUGUAAUAUUCCGUUACAAAGUGUUUUCAACUAUGUUUUAUAGACAAAAUCUCAUCACUCUCUCCCCUCCAUCUUCCAUGAUCACAUAUGAUUCAUGAACGUAUUGGUUAGAAUAAUAUAUGUCUCACGUCCAUGAAUCAUAUGUGAACAUAAGUCCGAUGAUACCCGAGCAAGUGAUUUGUGCAUAGACAUAUUGCCGCUAGACUAGGCAGGAUAUUGGCCGCUCUGUGUAUAAAAGUGAAAUGCGGGAGAUCACUCUGGGUGGUAUAGCUAUCUUUGCUUGACACACGCUCGCGCAAGCGCCACUGUAGAGCUUUAUGAGAGCUCUGCGUUUUAUCUAUUUUGCCAGGAUACCUAAUCUUGUCGUAUUUUGUCUAUGAAGAUUUGACACUUAGAGACUUUGGGAAUGGCAUUCUUCGAUUGGGGUAUGAGUGCGGCAUGAUUAGCAGUUUGUUUACUUUGAAUUUAAACCCAGUUAGUGCUAAUAACAGGACUAUUUUGCAAUGGCUUCCAGCAGACCAUUGACAGAUAGAGAACUCCAGGAGGAAAUUGACAAUAUGAGUGACAUGAAUGAUUCUGAUUUCGAUAGUGACGACAGUAUAGCAGAUGAAACGUUCACCUGCAAUUCUGGAUCAGAAAGUGAUGACAGUAGCGAUAGUAAUGGAUCUUCUCCAGUGGCGUCCGAUGAAGAUAUAGCCAAUAAUAUUCCAAAUCCCAAUAAUCUCGACACUAUUCCGUGGUCAAGUACAGUCAAGAUGUUGCAGCGACAUCAGUUUACUGGAAAAUCAGGGCUUCUGAAAAACAUUAUACGCUUUGAUGGUUCUGAUGGUAAUGUGCACCCUGUGGACAUAUUUCUUUCUUUUAUAAAUAACGAAGUUCUGGAGCUAAUGGUGCAAGAAACUAACAGAUAUGCUCAACAAUUUUUGAACAAUAGGCAACUGCGAAGAUCAAGUAGACUUCGGAGAUGGAAAAAUACUGAUACCUCCGAAAUGAAAAGGUUUUUAGGGCUCAUCAUGCUUACGGGAAUAAUAAACUUUCCGCGUAUAGAAUAUUAUUGGAAAAAAAGCCAAGUAUAUUUCCACCCACUUCUUCACAAAAUAAAUAUGUCUUAUAACAGAUUUGCCCUACUACUAAAGUGUUGGCAUUUUGUUGACAAUAAUCUCCACAGGGAUAAUGAAUCACGUACAUACAAGGUUCAGCCUUUGAUAGAUAUGGUGCUUUCAAACAUAAGGCAAACAUAUUGUGCUGGUGAAAUUGUAGUUAUCGAUGAAACUAUGAUUCCUUUCAGAGGAAGGUUAAAAUUUAGACAAUACAACCCCUCAAAAUCUAGCAAAUAUGGUGUAAAGAUCUAUAAAUUAUGCACCACAAAGGGAUUUACGUAUUCCUUUUCUAUUUAUUGUGGAGAUGAUCCCAAAAUUCCUGAGUUAGACAAGCCUGGAUCUGUUGUAGUAAAUUUAGCUGAAGGCUUAUUGAAUGAAGGACGGCUAAUCAUAACUGAUAAUUUUUACACCAGUAUUCCUCUAGCUAAAUAUUUGCUAGGUCGUUUCCACAUAUCUUUGUGGGACUCUACGGAAAAAUCGGAAGGGGGUUCCAAAAGAAGUUGUUAAGACCAAUUUGAAAAAAGGGGACAUAAUCGCUAGACAAAGAGACAACAUAACAGUUUUGAAGUGGCAUGAUAAGCGUGAUGUUUGCAUGUUAUCAACUUGCCAUGGGAAUGAUAUUGCAGAUACAGGGAGAAAAAAUAAAGAAGGGGUUUCUGUAACCAAGCCCAAAGUCAUUUUAGAUUACAACUCAGGAAAGCAGGGAAUUGAUGUAUCGGAUCAACUAAGUAGCUACUACUCACCAGUUCGUAAGUCCGUGAUUUGGUACAAAAAGGUGGCAAUUGAGUUAAUAUUUGGCACCGUUGUAACUAAUAGUUGGUUAUUAUACAACGAAAUAUCUACGGAAAAAAAGGCUCUAUUGCUUUUUACAAAAGAAAUAAUUGAAGAUCUUCUUGAAGUACCUAAAACAACAACCCAGACUGAACCAUCCACUGGUGAGCACUUCAUGUCAAAAAUACCAAGAAAGGACGACGGUAAAAUUAUAAGAAAAAGAUGCCAUGAAUGCUACAGAAAAAACGAUAGCGAACAUGGAACCCAGUUUGCUACCAAAAAAACUAAGCAAGUAGAUACUUACUGUUCCAUAUGUAAUAAGCCAUUUUGUCUAUCUUGUUUUGCUGUAACGCAUAAAAAUAAAAACCAGAAAUGAACUAAUCAUUUUUAUGUUGUAUUUUCAGAAUCAUGUUCCUUUGUUUUGUAAGCUAAACC
Molecule: messenger RNA, 2391 nt
Organism: Acanthoscelides obtectus
Lineage: Eukaryota; Metazoa; Arthropoda; Insecta; Coleoptera; Chrysomelidae
Source: the annotation of a GenBank genome assembly